GCAAGGUACCUCGCUUUGUUCCCUCUCUAAACGCCACACUUUAUCUUCAUUCGAAGUUACUGUCCAGCGACUUUCCGAGUCAGGUGUGUAGAAAUCUCAUUCGAACUGAAGGCAUGUGUCUCGUCUGUGCGGAGCGUUGGCCUGCCACACAGAAACUCCAUAGCUUUUCGCAGGUCUCGCGUCCGGUCAUUAUCUUGCUCCGAUAUGAAGAGAAUAAACCACUCGUGUACUUUUGCGCUUGAAACAGCACUGGUCUCCUUCAUUUCCGCAUUCUCAAUCCAGAAACUGCCAAUGUCGGUGUUCCUUUCUCAACAGCGGUCGACGCGGGACCCGAGCAUAUCGCAGAAAGCGCCGAGUCCCGCGUACAACUGAAAUGAGGAAACAGCGGAUGGCGAAAGCGCGGCACAGAAACGUACUGGAUUCGCUACGUUAGAGCGUACUGUCUUCUGUCCAAGCAACUGGAGGAUGGUAAUGACUUACCACUCGAGAAACCAGCAGAGGUGCGGGCGUUCCGCGGGAGGGAUCCCUACGACACGCGCUUCGUCUUCUAAGACAUUCCACCUUUCUGCCUUGACAGAAUGGGGAUGCAGACAGCAAGCAGUAUGUGGCCUCUUAUUUUCCAUCCGUCUUCCGUCUCAGCUCCGACCGGUCGAUUGCUUGGACGACAAGGUCGCGACUCAGUCCGGUGUCUCGGUACCCUUACUCGACAGGAUGUGCAGACGGGCACACCCGUGAGAGCGUGUGGUACAGAAAAAGGAAGAGGGGCGGCCGCUGAAGAAGGUGCAAGGGGAGAUUGUCGUCGAUGCAUCGGGAGAUUGACUUUUUUUGGUUUCCGGCUCCUCCUUAUACGACUGUGCCUCAUUGUUGUUCAUAACGCGCCUGCGGGGGCAAGGGGUACAGCGUUAGACGGAGGCAAGAGCCAUGUCACUUUUGCUGCUCAGUUGAAUCUUCGUGAUCCACCAUUCGCUUGGUUUCCCUUUGAAGAAAGACGCUGGGAACAUUUGCAAGAUCUCAGAGGAGAGAGGGGAGGACGGCACCGUACGUGGAAUGACUGGGGGAACCGGAAGUUCUCGACAAGUUCUCAGGAAGGAAGGGUAUCGCUGAGAGGAUUUUACUCUUUACUGAAAAUGUGUGGACUUUCACAGUUGAUUCGAAGUGGCAACAACGAGGGCAUUUUCCGCAGUGAGGGAUUGGCUGAUACGGCUCAAGGGCCUUCUGAGGUCCACUCGACACUACACCUAGGCCAGAAAGAAAGAGGCAUUCAAGGGUGUUUCUCCACUCCUUUUCUUCACAAGAACUCGCUGUCUUUCCUUUCGCCCAGCUCUGCUAGACUGAGCUUGAAUCCUUGCAAAUGUGACCCCCAGUCGUCUUCUGCCACUCGGUCCAGCUCACGUUGGUAUACGGCGUUUCUGCCAGUGCCCGCCGAUAGUUUGCACCCCAAAACUCAGUUAAGAACUUUUCUCGGUGCCAGAUGGGAGCGUCGAAAAUACGCAAGUGUGGCGUGUGGGUUUCGGUCGGAGAAGCGACCUGACACCUUUUUAGGUUCCUGCUUUGUUUUAAAGCAAGUCGCUGUUCAGUAUGGAUCGGCGAUUCGCCCAUUCACUGAGAGGAGCAAGCGGGCACAAGUUCUCGGAGCCGAGAAGUGGAGCGAAGAAAGUAAACCAACGGAAUGGAUUCGCGGGAAAGAGACGUUCCCAGAGAGUGAUCGCGGGGGGACUCCUCUUCACGACGUGGGCCAGGACGAUACCUUGAUUCGUCGCGACGCCGAAGCGGAACAUGUCCAAGACGAGGAAAUCGAUGCCACUGAGGACGAGAAAAGAGCCUAUCGCUGGAUGAAAGCUAAGCGGGAGCAGAAGGGCAAGAAGCAGCUUAGGAAGGAAAUUCGUGUGACUCCUCGAAUAGCUGAUCACGAUUUGCAGGUCAAGGCGAACCGAGCGCGUCAGUUUAUUCUAGAAAAGAACCAGGUUACUUUCACCGUUCAACUUCGUGGGCGUGAGAGGAGCAACCCAGAGUUGUACCGACCGCUUCUCGAACGCAUAGCAGGGAUGGUGGAUGACAUUGCCGCGCCGGCGAAUGCGAUCAAGCAGCAGACGAACGCUCUUAGCCAGUUGUUUCAACCGAGAAAGAAAAAAUGCUCAUCCAAGCUGACUUCCCCACCUGCUGGUGCAAAUCCAUGUUCUGCCACAGAGGACCUCCGUGAGUCUGUCGAAGUCUCGUCGGAAGGCUGACACGGUGAUCUCCUUAUCAGUGAAGCUUCUCAGGCUUUUAUGAUGAUAUGAACAUGCAGAACUGUUUGCUAACGAAGUCGACGUCUUACUGCUGUUAAUUGUCGUUUUUCGCCGGAGGGAAAGCAAGAAAUUCUGCUCGCCGCUGCAUCUUGCUUCUCGUCCGGUUCUGGUAGACUGGUACGGUGGGACGAUGAUUUUCUGGAGCGAUCCUGCGGACGCUCUCAACAUUCUACGCAACGAUUAAACGUCAUCCGGAGCGGUCCAGUCUACCUGUCUGCUGUAGAUAUCAGCACCUAUAGCAUAUGCCUGGUGCAAUAGGACAAAAAACCAAGAUGUGGUGCGAGAGACAACCACUUUGACUUUGUGGCAUGACGACCCCUUACGAAUCUUUCGAGUGAAGUGUCA
Molecule: messenger RNA, 2633 nt
Organism: Toxoplasma gondii ME49
Lineage: Eukaryota; Apicomplexa; Conoidasida; Eucoccidiorida; Sarcocystidae
Product: translation initiation factor IF-3 protein
Exons: 4
Coding region: 579-2228 (549 amino acids)
Biological process (GO): translational initiation; ribosome disassembly
Cellular component (GO): membrane; cytosol
Molecular function (GO): ribosome binding; translation initiation factor activity
Source: RefSeq, a predicted model, not a curated record